This is a messenger RNA of Equus quagga, 5824 nucleotides long. It is a transcript of the gene RCOR1, whose product is annotated as REST corepressor 1. The transcript is spliced from 12 exons. NCBI's taxonomy places the organism in Eukaryota, Metazoa, Chordata, Mammalia, Perissodactyla, Equidae. Gene Ontology annotation, cellular component: transcription regulator complex; histone deacetylase complex. The record is from RefSeq and is a predicted model, not a curated record. Bases 241 to 1695 code for a protein of 484 amino acids. Gene Ontology annotation, molecular function: transcription corepressor activity. Gene Ontology annotation, biological process: negative regulation of DNA-templated transcription; regulation of transcription by RNA polymerase II.
GUAGUUAGUGCCAGUGAAGUGCGGGCGGCGAUGAGAGCGAAAGUUGCGCUCGGCUUGGCGCUGGGGGCUUGAAGCAGCUCCGCUCUCCGCCUGCCAGGGCCGCCCCCAGCCCCAACUCGCGCCCGCGGGCUCCCGCCGCGCCCCCGGCCCCGCGCCCGCCCGCACCCCCUCCCCCGGCCCGGCGCCCCUCCUCAGGAGCCGCGGGUCCCCGCCACUUUAGCCCGGCCCCGGCCCCCGCCGAUGCCGGCCAUGGUGGAGAAGGGCCCCGAGGUCUCAGGGAAGCGGAGAGGCAGGAACAACGCGGCCAGCGCGGCCGCCUCGGCCGCCGCCGCCUCCGCCGCGGCCGCCUCCGCCUCCGCCUCGGCUGCUGCCGCCUCGGCCGCCGCCGCCGCCUCCGCCUCCGCCGCCGCCUCGGCCGCCGCCGCCCCCAAUAAUGGGCAGAAUAAAAGUUUGGCGGCGGCGGCGCCCAAUGGCAACAGCAGCAGCAACUCCUGGGAGGAAGGCAGCUCGGGCUCGUCCAGCGACGAGGAGCACGGUGGCGGCGGCAUGCGCGUCGGACCCCAGUACCAGGCGGUGGUGCCCGACUUCGACCCGGCCAAACUAGCAAGACGCAGUCAAGAACGAGACAAUCUUGGCAUGCUGGUCUGGUCACCUAAUCAGAAUCUAUCGGAAGCAAAACUGGAUGAAUACAUUGCCAUUGCCAAAGAGAAGCAUGGGUACAACAUGGAACAGGCUCUUGGGAUGCUCUUUUGGCAUAAGCAUAAUAUUGAAAAAUCAUUGGCUGAUUUGCCCAACUUUACCCCCUUCCCAGAUGAGUGGACUGUGGAAGAUAAAGUCUUGUUUGAGCAAGCCUUUAGUUUUCAUGGGAAAACUUUUCAUAGAAUCCAACAGAUGCUUCCUGAUAAAUCUAUAGCAAGUCUGGUGAAAUUUUACUACUCUUGGAAGAAGACUAGGACUAAAACCAGCGUGAUGGAUCGCCAUGCUCGGAAACAGAAACGGGAGCGGGAAGAAAGUGAGGAUGAACUGGAAGAAACAAAUGGAAAUAACCCCAUUGACAUUGAGAUUGAUCAAAACAAGGAAAGCAAAAAGGAGGUGCCCCCUACUGAGACAGUUCCUCAGAUCAAAAAAGAAAAACAUAGUACACAAGCUAAAAAUAGAGCAAAAAGGAAACCUCCAAAAGGAAUGUUUCUUUCUCAAGAAGAUGUAGAGGCUGUUUCCGCCAAUGCCACUGCUGCUACCACGGUGCUGAGACAACUAGACAUGGAAUUGGUUUCAAUCAAACGACAGAUUCAGAAUAUUAAACAGACGAACAGUGCUCUCAAAGAAAAACUUGAUGGUGGAAUAGAACCGUAUCGACUUCCCGAGGUCAUUCAGAAAUGUAAUGCACGUUGGACCACAGAAGAGCAGCUUCUUGCCGUACAAGCCAUCAGGAAAUAUGGCCGAGAUUUUCAGGCAAUCUCAGACGUGAUUGGGAACAAAUCAGUGGUACAAGUGAAAAACUUUUUUGUAAAUUACCGACGCCGCUUCAACAUAGAUGAAGUUUUACAAGAAUGGGAGGCAGAACAUGGGAAAGAAGAGACUAACGGGCCCAGUAAUCAGAGACCUGUGAAGUCCCCAGAUAAUUCUGUCAAGAUGCCUGAAGAGGAAGACGAGGCUGCUUCUGUUCUUGACGUCAGAUAUGCAUCUGCUUCCUGAGAAACUCUGGUAGCUUUGAGCACUUGGUAUGGACACCUGUGUUAUCCAGGAUAUCAGGUAUUACAAGACAUCCCCUAGCCAUCUGCAUCACAUCUCUGUGGACAAGCAGCUAUUACCAAAAAAGGCGUAUACUUCCAGUCCUGUGCUCCAUCUGCCUUAAUUCUUUGCUCGUUCCUCCAUGUUGGCGCCUCUUCCCAGAGAGCUCCAUUGCAUCUCUCGCACUCUGCGUAAGUGCUGGGAGAUCUCACAGCCGGCACGCCUCCUGUGACUCUGGGGACCGCCUUCCCAGUCGGAGCUCUGGAGCCCCACCAAUGGCAGCUCUUCCCAGUCAGCAGCUUCGGAACAGGUAGUCGACUCGGAAGGCGCGACUCUGUUCCUGCAUGGCCUGCAAUUUCUACUUUGUGCAUAAUGUAAUUUUCAGAGUAACUGUGACCCUGUUGGCCUUCUAGAAAGUUUCUCUUGUUCCUUUCUGAGGCAUCCACCUAAGUGAUAUCAUGCUUCUUUGGAAAUCGCGAUAUAUUGGCAGACUGCAUUAUAACCUUUAUCGUGCCAAACAUCCUGAUACAACUCCCAUUUCCCUAAACGUAGGGUAUAAUUAUGGUUUAUAAAUUUAGUUGGCCUAAGUCUCUCCCUUCUCCUUUCCCAAGUGGUAGAAAGCUCAUUCAUAGCAACUGUCCUUGGACACUGUAGCUUAAAGGGAACGUGGACCUCAACACUUUCUGCCUUCAGCUUUCAGCAUUGCAAUCCUAGGAUGGGUGCCACCCUAUCUUUCCUGAUUCCCCACCACUACCACCCAACUCCAAGAGAUUUGGUCCAUACCACUGUACCUGGUGCUUGUACAUUUGGAAUUGGUGCCUUCUCCUUUUGGCAACCAUGUUAUCAAUCCUUUUUCUGUUUUAGUGUCUUAUUUCUUCUUUAAAGUUUAUUGCUUGCCAAAGAUGACAUCACUGAGAUUAGGAGACAGGGGAGAGCUUGCUGCAGAUUCUGACAGAGCGCAGAUUUUAAAUGUCAGGUUAGCUCAAUAAAGGAUAUUAGAAUAGCUGGUGAUUGUUUUAUAAAAGCUACACAUUGUUCCCCAUUCUGUUGAUAUGCCUGGCCUUUGACGUGGCACUCCACAUAUCCUUUUGUGUCCUUCGUGUACUGAUGUGAUCACAUAAACACCAUCCACUCUCUUUUACUAUUAUAGUACAGGACAGAGAAGAGAUUAGUUUAAUGGUUCUAGUGAGACCAAGAUGAAAAGAAACCAUCUACAAAGUGGUAUGUUAAUGCCUUUUGGUUGGACUGGGAACAAGUAUAAAUUUCUCAUAAGUGUUCUGAGACUUCCCGAGUCGCUUGUAUUCUCUACCAGACUGUGGACCUGCUGAGGGGUUGAGGGAUGGACUGUCAGACUGCCUUCUAAUGUAACCUGUCCCCAUCCCACAGUCAGUUCAGCCUGCACUAAAAUAUGUUGAAGGAGCUUUUUUGUUAGUGUUUUUUGCAUCAUUUAAAUAUGUUUCCUGCUUUCAGUACCAAAAAGAAAAAAAAUGCAGAUGCUUUAAGGCAUGAACAGAAUUGUUAAGAAGUUUAAAUAUGCAAUGAAAACUUGAUAUUCUGACUCCCAAGCACCUUUUUUUUUUUUUUUAAGUCAGCUGAUUAUCUCUUUAGGAAGAGGGUCAGCUAGAAACCCAGAUUGUUUGGAUUUUUUUUUUUCUUUUUAGAAAUUGGAGAAAGGUCAUUCAAAAAGGGAGUAUAAUGGGACUUUGCCGACUUUCAUCACCAUGUCCCAACGUGAGGUUUCUGUCGGUCAAGUGAGAGCACAUGAAGAGCAGCAUCAGAGGUCAGAGGGCAGCCACAGCGCGCGGCCCCUACCUGGACGGGGUAGUAGGAUAACACUAGUAAUGAUGUAGUCGAGUUUGCUUUUAUUUUUAUCAUGAGCCUGCUGUGUGACUGGAAAACGGCAGGAAAAACAUGUGGAGGAGGUGGCACAAGUUUUGCACGUCGCUUAAAGGGGACACUAGGCACGAACCGAAGCUUUGGGUUCUCCUUGCUUCUCAAGACCUCCUUCCCCUUAGCAAGCGGUAGGCGAUCUGCUGCGGUGGCCUUCCCUCUCUGCCAGUGGAUCUGCUCCUCUCUUCACACCCAGGCUAUCUUAUUUUCCUCAAGAAUUGAUCCCUUCUGGCAGUGCUUGAAAGCUUGAUGCUAGUUCUUAUGUAGCAUGGCGGGCACAGCACCAGUGCCAGGCCUCUGUCUGGAUUCUGCACCAUCCCCCUACUUGGUUCCUGGCACCGAGUGGUCUCCAGUCCUGAAAAGUCACUGUGCUAGUAUACUUGUUGGAUUUUGGCUUUCUCUCCAAGGGAAAGGGGCAUGUCGUUUUCAUUUGCCAGAAGGAAAAAAGAUAGUUGUCUUUGCCUGACUGCCUUUGUUGUAGUUUCAUACGUAAGAUAGCACUGUGUUUUAAACUGUUUCAUUACACUGUCUUUGCAAUGAUGAUGUAAAUGCAAGAAAUCGCUUAGCUUUAAAAGCUAAGUGAUUUGGUCUUAUUUAUGUGAAGACCCUUUUUAACAUAUCAAGACUUCGGUGCAUCAGCAGGUCGUGUUUGGAUGUGUAAGGGUCCACAAUGACAACUGCUUCGGAUGCAAUGUUCACUUAAGCUUUGUCUUCUUAAAAAUUAUCAAUGUGAAUGUCAUAAUUAUAUUUUUUUUGUGUGGAAAAUUUCUCCUAAGUAUAAGUUAUUGUGCAAAAUAUAGUACCAUUGAAGCAAAUGAUAGUUUAACUUUUAGUUUAGAAAUCCUAAAAGAUAUAAAUUGUAUUGCAUAUGCAUUAAAAGUUUGUUUUAUUUAAUUUUAUGUAGAUGUGUAAAGUGUUAGGUAAAAGUUUUUUUCACUUAUCCAUUUAAACACCUUGUUACUUGAAUAUUGUGUUGACUGGUCUGAAACAGUGAUCAAUUCUGUAAUGUAGCUCUUUUAACCAGGAAGUACCCAUGCCUCCAUUGUGCUUAGUAGGUUAGUGGUGGCACACAGUCAGGUGCUGGUGUCAGCAGGAGCCAGAGGUUAGUGUAACACGCCCCACUGGGUUGUCUUGGUAUAUUUGUGCCUACCAAGACAUCAGUUCCUCAAAAAUGGUUUUUAAUCGUUUUUAACCUGUAAGACCCUUUGAUGAUCACAAACCUCUAAUCAAAAAAUGGAAGUGAAAAAACAGUUGAGUUUUAAAAGCUUACUGUGGUGGACUGAUUAAGCGGUUGUUUUCUGUGUAUAUAAAGUUUCCUCAAAUAUCACACACCACCAUAAGUGUGCUCAUUGUCACUUUAAAUUUCAACUAUGCCCUAUUUUUGUCUUUCUAAAUAUCAGAUGUACUAUUGGUAUAAUUGCAUACCAAAAAUAAGCCAAACAGUGCAUUACACUAACUGGAUCCCUGCUUAUCUGAGCAAAGGAAAGAUGGAGCCAAUUCAAACAAGAGCCUCAUUUUCUCUCUCGUCUAGCCUGUUUCUAAAUCUAGUGACCCAGGAUUCAAGCUUUUAAUAUCAAGUGAAACUUUGCCUCAAGUUGACUCAAAGUAGUUAGCUAAUCUGAAUCUAGUGAUCUUGUGCAAUGCUCAAAAACAAACAUUCUUUCUGCCACUCCCUGGACCUCUGCAGCUUUUCCUAAUUAUAGUAAAGCACAAUUGCAGUAACGUUACAAAUGAGAAGGAAGGUCAGUAUAGUCUAUGCAUGUUGUAUGAUAAUGAGUGUUUACAGUCACCUUCUCCUAAAACUAAAAUUUAUACUGGAGUGGAUAGUAUUCCAUUAUGUAGGCUUAUCAACUUUGCUAAGUGCUUUUUAGAUUGCUUAAAAAUUUUUCAAGAUUUUAAAAGAUGUAUAAGGUUAAGUUUGCAAAUAUAAUGGAAAUGCUGUAUAUCUUUUGAAGUGAUAAAAUCCACGUUGGAAUUUUAAAGAAAAUAUGUUGUAAUAAUGCUGUUGUAAGUAAUAUUUUAAUGUCUCUUUCUGCCUGUUUUCUAUUUCAGCACAUUCAUUGUGGUGAAUGUUCAUAGCAUUAUAAUUGCUUAGCCAUUAAAUGAUAACAUUUGUUAGUGGAAAUUGGAAAAUUUAUUUGUGAAAUUCCACAGAAUUCAUUUUUCUAUUUCCAAUAUUUGCUGAAGUUAAAUAAAAAUUUUG